This is a messenger RNA of Cavia porcellus (domestic guinea pig), 14503 nucleotides long. RefSeq names its product intersectin 1 (gene Itsn1). Gene Ontology annotation, biological process: intracellular signal transduction; endosomal transport; clathrin-dependent synaptic vesicle endocytosis. Gene Ontology annotation, cellular component: presynaptic membrane; cytoplasm; plasma membrane. NCBI's taxonomy places the organism in Eukaryota, Metazoa, Chordata, Mammalia, Rodentia, Caviidae. The record is from RefSeq and is a predicted model, not a curated record. Gene Ontology annotation, molecular function: protein binding; molecular adaptor activity; guanyl-nucleotide exchange factor activity. The transcript is spliced from 40 exons. The coding region runs from base 261 to 5426 and encodes 1721 amino acids.
GGAGGGAAGGAGGUAGAGAAGAGUGGAAGAUCGAGGGGUGGGAGCGCAGCUUGGUUGCUCCGUAGUACGGCGGCUCGCGAGGGAGAAUCCCUAGCGGGCUCGGGAACGGGCGGAGAGGCGGGCCGGCGGGGAUGGUGUGCGGGGCUACGGUCUUGCGUCCCACCCCGCGGCGUGUGAGCGGCACUGAUUUAUGCUUGGGGCGGCAGUGCGGUCCCGCGUGGAGAUGAGGCGGCGAUUAGGAAGGCAAAAAUAACAGAACCAUGGCUCAGUUUCCAACACCUUUUGGUGGCAGCCUGGAUAUCUGGGCGAUAACAGUAGAGGAAAGAGCAAAGCAUGAUCAGCAGUUCCACAGUUUAAAGCCAAUAUCUGGAUUUAUUACUGGUGACCAAGCCAGAAACUUUUUUUUUCAAUCUGGGUUACCUCAACCUGUCUUAGCACAGAUAUGGGCACUAGCUGACAUGAAUAAUGAUGGAAGAAUGGAUCAAGUGGAGUUUUCCAUAGCCAUGAAGCUGAUCAAACUGAAGCUGCAAGGCUAUCAGCUCCCCUCUGCACUUCCUCCUGUCAUGAAGCAGCAACCAGUUGCUAUUUCUAGUGCACCAGCAUUUGGUAUAGGCGGUAUCGCCAGCAUGCCACCGCUUCCAGCUGUUGCUCCAGUGCCAAUGGGGUCCAUCCCAGUUGUUGGAAUGUCUCCACCCUUAGUAUCUUCUGUCCCUCCAACAGCAGUGCCUCCCUUGGCUAAUGGGGCUCCCCCCGUCAUCCAGCCUCUGCCUGCCUUUGCUCACCCUGCAGCCACAUUGCCAAAGAGUUCUUCCUUCAGUAGAUCUGGGCCAGGGUCACAGUUAAACACUAAAUUACAGAAGGCACAAUCAUUUGAUGUGGCCAGUGUCCCUCCAGCAGCAGAAUGGGCUGUGCCUCAGUCCUCAAGACUGAAAUACAGGCAGUUAUUCAAUAGUCACGACAAAACUAUGAGUGGACACCUCACAGGUCCUCAAGCAAGAACUAUUCUUAUGCAAUCAAGUUUACCACAGGCUCAGCUGGCUUCGAUAUGGAAUCUUUCUGACAUUGAUCAAGAUGGAAAACUCACAGCAGAAGAAUUUAUCCUGGCUAUGCACCUAAUCGAUGUUGCUAUGUCUGGCCAGCCACUGCCGCCUGUCUUGCCUCCAGAAUACAUCCCACCUUCCUUUAGAAGAGUCCGAUCUGGCAGUGGGAUAUCUGUUAUAAGCUCAGCAUCUGUAGAUCAGAGGUUACCAGAGGAACCAGCUUUAGAGGAUGAACAGCAGCAAGUAGAAAAGAAAUUACCUGUGACGUUUGAAGACAAGAAGCGGGAGAAUUUCGAACGCGGCAAUCUGGAGCUGGAGAAGCGGAGACAAGCGCUCUUGGAGCAGCAACGCAAAGAGCAAGAGCGCCUGGCUCAGCUGGAGCGGGCAGAGCAGGAACGGAAGGAGCGGGAGCGCCAGGAGCAGGAGCGCAAGCGGCAGCUGGAGUUGGAGAAGCAGCUGGAGAAGCAGCGCGAGCUGGAGCGGCAGAGAGAGGAAGAGAGGAGGAAAGAGAUCGAGAGGCGGGAGGCUGCAAAACGAGAACUUGAAAGGCAACGACAACUUGAAUGGGAACGGAAUCGAAGGCAAGAACUUCUGAAUCAGAGAAACAAAGAACAAGAGGACAUAGUUGUCUUGAAAGCAAAGAAAAAGACUCUAGAAUUUGAGUUAGAAGCUCUAAAUGACAAGAAGCAUCAACUAGAAGGGAAACUGCAAGAUAUCAGCUGUCGAUUGGCCACGCAAAGGCAAGAAAUUGAGAGUACAAACAAAUCUAGAGAGUUACGAAUUGCUGAAAUCACUCACUUACAGCAGCAAUUACAGGAAUCUCAACAAAUGCUUGGAAGACUUAUUCCAGAAAAACAGAUACUCAAUGACCAAUUAAAACAAGUUCAGCAGAAUAGUUUGCACAGAGAUUCGCUUCUUACUCUCAAAAGAGCCUUAGAAGCAAAAGAACUGGCUCGGCAGCAGCUACGUGACCAAUUGGAUGAGGUGGAAAAAGAAACUAGGUCAAAACUGCAGGAGAUUGAUAUUUUCAAUAACCAGCUGAAGGAACUAAGAGAAAUUCAUAAUAAGCAGCAACUCCAGAAGCAAAAGUCUAUAGAAACUGAACGAUUGAAACAGAAAGAACAAGAGCGAAAGAUCCUAGAAUUAGAAAAGCAAAAAGAAGAAGCCCAAAGACGAGCCCAGGAAAGGGACAAACAGUGGUUGGACCAUGUGCAGCAAGAAGAUGAUCAUCAGCGGCCAAGAAAACUCCAUGAGGAGGACAAGCUAAAAAGGGAAGAGAGUGUCAAAAAGAAGGAUGGUGAGGAUAAAGGCAAACCGGAAAUGCAAGAGAAGCUGAGUCGGCUUUUUCAUCCACACCAAGAAUCUGCUAAGCCAGCUGUGCAGGCGCCCUGGUCCACUGCAGAAAAAGGCCCUCUUACAAUUUCUACACAGGAGAAUGUAAAAGUGGUAUAUUACCGAGCUCUAUACCCCUUUGAAUCCAGAAGUCAUGAUGAAAUCACCAUCCAGCCCGGAGAUAUAGUCAUGGUUAAAGGGGAAUGGGUGGAUGAAAGCCAAACUGGAGAGCCGGGAUGGCUUGGAGGAGAAUUAAAAGGAAAGACAGGAUGGUUUCCUGCAAACUAUGCAGAGAAGAUUCCAGAAAAUGAGGUUCCUGCUCCAGCCAAACCAGUGACUGAUUCUGCAUCCACCCCUGCCCCCAAAUUGGCUUUGCGUGAAACCCCUGCACCUUUGGCAGUGACUUCUUCUGAGCCUUCCACAACCCCCAACAACUGGGCCGACUUCAGCUCCACGUGGCCCAACAAUACCAGUGAGAAACCAGAAACAGACAACUGGGAUGCAUGGGCAACCCAGCCUUCUCUUACCGUACCCAGUGCAGGCCAGUUAAGGCAGAGGUCAGCCUUCACUCCAGCCACGGCCACCGGCUCCUCCCCAUCUCCUGUGCUGGGCCAGGGUGAAAAGGUGGAGGGGCUACAAGCGCAAGCCCUGUAUCCUUGGAGAGCCAAAAAAGACAACCAUUUAAAUUUUAACAAAAAUGAUGUCAUCACUGUCCUGGAACAGCAAGAUAUGUGGUGGUUUGGAGAAGUUCAAGGUCAGAAGGGUUGGUUCCCCAAGUCUUACGUGAAACUCAUUUCAGGGCCCAUAAGGAAAUCAACAAGUAUGGAGUCUGGUUCUUCAGAAAGCCCUGCUAGCAUGAAGAGAGGAGCUUCCCCAGCCACCAAGCCGGCCGUGUCGGGUGAAGAAUUUAUUGCCAUGUACACUUACGAGAGUUCUGAGCAAGGAGAUUUAACCUUUCAGCAAGGGGAUGUGAUUUUGGUUACCAAGAAAGAUGGUGAUUGGUGGACAGGAACAGUGGGCGACAAGUCCGGAGUCUUCCCUUCUAACUAUGUGAGGCUUAAAGACUCAGAGGGCUCUGGAUCUGCUGGAAAAACAGGGAGUUUAGGAAAAAAGCCUGAAAUCGCUCAGGUUAUCGCCUCCUACACUGCUACCGGUCCCGAGCAGCUUACUCUGGCCCCUGGUCAGCUGAUUUUGAUCCGAAAAAAGAAUCCAGGUGGAUGGUGGGAAGGAGAGCUGCAAGCACGUGGAAAAAAACGCCAAAUUGGGUGGUUCCCAGCAAACUAUGUCAAACUUCUAAGCCCUGGGACGAGCAAAAUCACUCCGACAGAGAUACCCAAGUCAGCAGCCGUGCCGGCAGUGUGCCAGGUGAUCGGGAUGUACGAUUACACGGCUCAGAACGACGACGAGCUGGCCUUCAACAAAGGCCAGAUCAUCAACGUCCUCAACAAGGAGGACCCUGACUGGUGGAAAGGGGAAGUCAAUGGGCAAGUGGGGCUCUUCCCAUCCAACUACGUGAAGCUGACCACGGACAUGGACCCCAGCCAGCAAUGGUGUUCUGACCUACACCUCCUGGAUAUGUUGACGCCUACUGAAAGAAAACGACAAGGGUACAUCCACGAACUCAUUGUCACAGAGGAGAACUACGUGAAUGACCUGCAGCUGGUCACAGAGAUCUUUCAGAAACCCCUGAUGGAGUCUGAGCUGCUGACAGAGAAAGAGGUUGCUAUGAUUUUUGUUAACUGGAAGGAGCUGAUUAUGUGUAAUAUCAAACUACUGAAGGCGCUGCGGGUUCGCAAGAAGAUGUCCGGGGAGAAGAUGCCCGUGAAGAUGAUCGGCGACAUCCUGAGCGCCCAGCUGCCGCACAUGCAGCCCUACAUCCGCUUCUGCAGCUGCCAGCUCAACGGGGCGGCCCUGAUUCAGCAGAAGACGGACGAGGCCCCGGACUUCAAGGAGUUCGUCAAGAGAUUGGCAAUGGACCCUCGAUGUAAAGGGAUGCCACUGUCUAGUUUUAUACUGAAGCCUAUGCAACGGGUAACAAGAUACCCACUGAUCAUCAAAAAUAUCCUGGAAAACACUCCGGAAAACCACCCUGACCACAGUCACCUGAAGCACGCACUGGAGAAGGCCGAGGAGCUGUGUUCCCAGGUGAACGAGGGGGUGCGCGAGAAGGAGAACUCGGACCGGCUGGAGUGGAUCCAAGCCCACGUGCAGUGCGAAGGCCUGUCUGAGCAACUGGUGUUCAAUUCAGUGACCAACUGCUUGGGACCCCGCAAGUUUCUGCACAGUGGGAAGCUCUACAAGGCCAAGAGCAACAAGGAGCUGUAUGGUUUCCUUUUCAAUGACUUCCUCCUGCUGACCCAAAUCACAAAGCCCUUGGGCUCUUCUGGCACUGACAAAGUCUUCAGCCCCAAGUCCAACCUGCAGUAUAAAAUGUAUAAAACACCUAUUUUCCUAAAUGAAGUUCUAGUAAAGUUACCCACUGACCCUUCUGGAGAUGAGCCCAUCUUCCACAUUUCCCACAUUGACCGGGUCUACACCCUCCGAGCCGAAAGCAUCAAUGAACGGACUUCCUGGGUGCAGAAAAUCAAAGCUGCUUCUGAGCUCUACAUAGAGACUGAGAAAAAGAAGCGUGAGAAGGCGUACCUCGUUCGUUCCCAGAGGGCAACAGGUAUUGGAAGACUGAUGGUGAACGUGGUUGAAGGCAUUGAAUUGAAGCCCUGUCGAUCACAUGGAAAGAGCAACCCAUACUGUGAGGUGACCAUGGGUUCCCAGUGCCACAUCACUAAGACAAUCCAGGAUACUCUGAACCCAAAGUGGAAUUCCAACUGCCAGUUCUUCAUCAGAGACCUGGAGCAGGAAGUCCUCUGCAUCACCGUGUUCGAGAGAGACCAGUUCUCACCAGAUGAUUUUUUGGGUCGGACAGAAAUCCGUGUGGCUGAUAUCAAGAAAGACCAGGGCUCCAAAGGGCCAGUUACGAAGUGUCUCCUGCUGCAUGAGGUCCCCACGGGAGAGAUUGUGGUCCGCCUGGACUUGCAGUUGUUUGAUGAACCCUAAGAAGUAGCUUGGGACGUGCUCAGUGGAUUUCCAGCCCGAGGCUGCGUGUGCUGUCUGGAAACUGGGUUCCUUGUCUAAGAAAACACCACUGGGUGUUGAGCCACAGAGCAAUGGGAUGGCAGAGACAGGCCCCUCGAAUCUUCUAGGAGUAACUCUUGACAAUCCUGCCCCUUAUAACAAUCUCCUGUUUUAUGGAACAAAACUGUAUUUUCUUUUGUCCUGUCAUGGCUUCUAGGGUCUCUGAAAUUCCGUAAUUCUCUUUUAGGUUCAGUUGAGAGCCUGGCCCAUCACUGGGUGUGAGGUGUGGACUGGUUACUAUGAAAAAGAUUUAUAAAUGCAGUGUCUGUGUUUUUUGGAGAACUCAUGUAGCCUUUCUGUUUCUCACCUCUGCCAGCCCCUUAGGAGACUCCUUGACCAAUAGAGCCAUUGGUGUGUUAGAAACAGUUAUGAUGGAAUUGUUGCUUUGAAAUCUCAUCCUCCCCACCCCAGGGAAAUGCUGCCUGGGGUCUGAUGGUGUGGUGUGAUGGUCUCUUAAUCAGGUACCAGUUUAGCUCUGUGAAGAACUGGUCCCUGGAAGGUUCUAGCAUGUGAGCUGUCUUAGCCGUUUCAUUCCCCUCUCGGCCUUGUGUUAAACAUGUCAACGAGAACACACAGUGGAUCAUCAGAUAAUUCCUUUCUGAUCCCCAGCGUGCUUUGAAGAUGGUCACAGAAGCUCAUUCUCUACAAAAUUGUGCUCUGUUCGAUCAGAUCCCUGUUGGGGAUCUGAUCCCUGUUGGGUCAUUGGGAAGGCAGCUUUGUCACAACCAGCUGGGUCCUGGUUGCCAGCAUUGUUGGAAAAAGUUCUAUUGGAUUGGCUUGUGAUGUUCCACGACAAGUUUUUGCAGGUGACCAGCUCUCAGUCUGUUUUAUGCUCAAAUAUAUCAGAUCCCAACUGCUGUGGGAAAUUUCAGCAGGUGGUAUGGAGCCACACCUACUUUGGUUUUGCUAGGUUCCCCAAAAAGUGGUGUCCUGGAUCCCUAAGGUUUAAAAAGGAAAACUGACAAGCUAGAGGGGGAGUAGAAACAUGUGAAGAAAAUGCAUUCCGUGGUGGGGAGAGACCCUAGGAGAAGCAAGCCCCACCAAGCUGGGAGAAAGACCUAAGACUCCUUCCUGCAUUUUUCCAGGUACAGACCAACUUUUCAGUAAUGGAAACACAAGUGCUUGUGGCCAGAAUCAGGAGUGGAGGACCGUGUACCCAGAUGUUGUGCUUGUUUGCUUUGGUUUUGCCCUUAAAUGCCAGGAGACAGGCUGGUGAAUGAGAUAAUAUCUUGAUUCACUAAUGCAAGGUGCGGGCCCAGUAUUUUGUUUGCAUGUUUUAAUGUUCUCAUAAUCGCAGUUUGUAGAGGUUGUAAAAUGUUCCUUGCAUGUUCUCCUGGUACAAGAAUCCAGUCUAGCUUUCCCACAUUAGACGGUAUUGUCUUUGGUUGUAGAUUAAAGUUGUAGUGGAGAACUUUCUAAACAAUCACAUCAGCACAGUGGCAGAGUACCCAUGUUGCUGGGAAUCAGUGUGUAGCGUUACAACUUCCCACAAGAGCCCUGUCACGUUUCAAGUAAUUUUUUUAAAAGUGUAUGUUGGAAAGGACAACAAAGUUUACAUUUCAUACUUUUAAGAAAUACUGUAUUAUUUAUUUAUUGAAGAUAGUGUAGAAUUUUGUAUCAAGAGCAACAGACAUAAGUAUUUUUUUGAAACAAGCAGAUAAUCUCUUUAGUUAGAAACUUUCAACUGGACGUGUCCUAGACCGAGUUCACCUUCAGGCAUGCAUUUCUUUACCACUUCCCAGCGGAAAACAUGGUGAAAAUACUUUUAAGUUUAUAUUUUUGAUGUUGUUAAAAAACUUUUAAAUCCAAAAAUAGACAUGUAACUCAUGCUUUCCUGUUUCUAUAACCAAUAGUUUUAUUAAGUACCCUAGUAGAAAAAAAGUAUUACAUGUAUGCGUGGGGCAGUGUGGGGGAACGCUCCCAAUCUGUUUCCUUCUGUUCUCCUUUUUCUUCCUUUACUGACUUUAUUUUUGUGUUAAUGUUGGACAUCUCUGUCCCUGUGGGGAGGGUGUGGCUAGAAGACAGACAUCUUUUAAGCUUAUCAGUUCCAGGUCACUUACUAAAUAGGGUCCUGUUAUUGGAAUUAAUGUAGCACGAAAAAACUAUAGAUGAGUUGUUUUCCCCAGAUGACUCUUCUGAGCAUCCUUCAGAUGCUCUCUCAGAGCAGCAAGUUCUGAUUAGUUCUUUGUAUUUACUGAGGUAAUCUGUGACCUGAUUGAUCAUACUUAUGGGCCCCGUACCCAGGUAUGACUUGUGGAGAGAGAGGAGCGUGGAUGAGUCUCAGACGCUUGGCCCAUUAUUUCUUCACCUCUACUUUUUUAACCUUAUGGACUACAUUUAAUAAGAUGAAAUGCCCUUUCUAGUAAGAACUCUGAGUCCUAGCUCUUUGCUUCCCAAAUACAGGGUCCCUCCAGGCCGUGCUUCUUGGCAUCCUGAUCCUGGCCUUUUCGACACUUGCAGAUGUCCUUCUUCUGAGCCGUACUGUUAGUUUUUCCUGCUCACUCUGAACUCCUCUCACCCAAGAGGAGGAAUUCCUGGUGGUGAUGCUGUGACCCUCAGCCAUCCCUUAGAAUUAUCCUGGAGGACAGGAGUCCGUGGGCUGGGUCAUCAGACCAGUGGACCUUAGGGACAGCCCACAUCCAAGUCCCUAUCAGCAAGCCUUCUGGGGCUGUUUCCUCUCCUAGCAGGUAGACUGAUAACAUUGUCUCCAUGAGCAGGGUCUUCUGUGGUCACCAGAGCCUGAAGACGUAUGUGGCUCAUUCAGAUCCAGUCCUGGCCUGACUGGGCAGGAGGGACCUUUGUAGGCAAGGGCCACUGGAAACGGUUAAGAAACAGGCCACGCUUCCUUUGCUGACUGCUCAGCUUAUGUUUCUGUCCUCUGCUGGCAGAGGAGAAAACUCUGUUUCUAAAGAACAUCAUAUGGAAGAGGGAGUAUAUUUUUCCUUCUUUUUAAACACUAACAUGACCUAGGUACUAUAUGAAAGUAUUUUAUUUUAUCUGGUAGAGUUGAUCCGAACUAAAUUGGAAAUAAUUCUAUCAGAAAAUGGGUAAAUUGGCCAUUUGCACUAUGUCUUUUCUUGGUGAACUGUAGUACCAAAAAGUGUCCUCUGGAAUGUCUGAGGGGAUCCAGAGGAUGUGGAAGGAUGAUUGCAGGUUUAUCUUCCAAGGAUGAUAGCAAGUCUGCCCAGCUAUCUCCUGAGUUGUUUGGAGCCAUGCAGAGUGAGAAUCUGGAAGGGCUGGAUAUCAAGGGCCACAUGGACAAGGCACCUCUGGUUUUGUUUGAAAGGUGAAGGUCUUAGAUUAUCUUUUAGAGUCUUAUCGUUUGUGUGGAGAGAAAACCACUAUCUCUACUCCAACUGGCCAAUCUCUACUCUACUUGGGUGGGCCUUUUUGAUUCAUAGGAAGAAAACUGGUAUGCAACAGUUUAAAGAAUUUCCACUGGAAAUAGAAUGAGUGACGUGAUUCGACUUGCACUGAUUUCUUUAGUCUUCUUUCCCUUUCGGGGAUGAGAUGUGCUUUAGAGGCGACAUCAGCACUUUGAUGAGGACACGUUUAGACACAAGAGAUCAUUUCAGGCUCGGGGUUUUGUAAGAUUAACAAUGGGUUUGCUUGUUGUAGAUAUAUUUGCUUUACAAGCACAAAGCAUACUUAUGCCAGAAAGUAAGGAGAUUAAACACAAAUGAGCUGGAUGUUUUUGCUGUGCCUAUACAAGAAGAGGUUUAGCUCCUACAGCAGCUCCAGAAACUGCAGUGCAGCCUUGUCUGUGGACAGGCAUCUCAAGGUAACAGCAGCACACUUUCUUCAGGGAGUCCUUGUUGUGGUCCCGAUUACCACCGGGUCCCAGGAAACAGCCGGAGGAGGGACCAUUUCCUUUAUGGUUUUCAGGCCUAAUUGUGAAUCUAAUUUUUUAAAGUCAUUUAAAUAAAAAUUUAUAUCCAUCUCCAAAUAACUACCCUAGUUCCACACAGGGCACAAUCAGCUCUUCUAUUCAAAGUAACCCCUCUCUGCCUUGGCCUUGGGGAAACAAAUAGGGCUCAUGUGCUAAUUUUUUUUGACGCUAUGUGUGUUCUCGUAUUUCAGGGUGAAUCUGCCCUACUGUGUGUCAGUGUGUUUUGUAGUUGUUUUAAUAGGAUUCUUUUCUAUUUUGUUUACCAGAAGUAUUCUAUUGUCUAAUGAAUGAAUUGUAGUAUCAAAGCCCAUCAAGAAAAACUGUUCAGAAGUGGGCUGAUGUGGUGAGCCUUGAAAGAAAUCCAGCACUCUUCUGAUGUUUCUUGAGAACCAAUGUUUCGGUACUGAUAUUUCCUGCCCAAGGUUUCUUUAUAUGCAGUGGUAGGGAUGCUUAUGUUCUUCUCUUCGAACUCUGCUUUUAUACUUUAGUCAUUUAAAAAGGUGAAAUUCCUGUGUCUACACCUGCAUUCCUUUGCCUUUCUCUUCUUCAGCUCUAGCCUGGUUUGCUCCUGCUUCCAUGUGGAGACAGGGUAGGGGGUCCGGGUGAACUGGAGCCCAAGACCAGGUGGCAGCUUUGCAGCAUUUGGUCAAGUGGCAGCAGCUGCCUUUCUAGAACUGUCCCUGCUGGCCACUUGCUGAUCCCGCUGGCCAGUCCCAAGGCACAGGCCCCCCUACUGCAGCUCCCAGGUGUUGCUCUGUGUACAGAGCAGGAGGAACUUACGAGGAGUUAAGUAAGCAGGGGAACUGACCCAGAGCCAGGAUGUGGACCUGGCUGAGCAGAGAUCUUACCCAGGGAGAAGACCAAAGGUGGAAGGGGAAAGGCAGCUGGCAGUGCGUAUGUGCAUUUCAGCCCUUCACUGGCUUCCCAUUGGAGGUGUCCACUGCUGCUGGGUGGUGGGGCUUCAGGGCAGGCCAGGUGGGGUUCUGGAAGCAGGGCCUCUCUACUUGGGUUGGAUGGCAGGCUUUGCCAUCUGGCAUCUUUAAUGAUGGGGGUGUAGCCACUUGUAUGGGUGCAGGUGUGUGUGCGUGCACGUGCAAGUGCGUGCACAUAUAUGUGGGGCGUGCUUGUAUGUGGGUAGUGCAUUUGUGCAUGUAUUCUUGGCUAUGUGAAUUGAAAGGCCAGACAGGAACAUGUUCCGAUCCUCCCCUGGACGCCCUCAGCACGACCAGCACAUAAUCUGUGAGGCAGGUGUAAACUGAAAACUCAGGCCCCUUGUUUCAAAAAAUUCCGAAUUCAAGAUCGUCAUAGCAAAGCCUUAAUCACAACCAAGGCCCUUAGGAGUGUAGGACCCUUGGUGACCCUACCUGCCCCACGCUCAUGCAGGCUGUCCUGCCACCCUGCAUUUCCAAGUGGAUCUUGAAGCAGGGGAGGCCUCAUCUUUCCCUUGGAAAUCUUCCCUGGCAGGCUGUGCAGAGGUGGGCUGACAUGAUUUUCAGAACUUCUGCUUGUAUGAAAUACAAGCAGAAAUGGUCUGGACUAAUUAGAGGAUGCGGAACCUGAGCUCUGAAUUGACAGAGGCAUCUUAAGUCAGGAGAAUGUGUUGUCACCCACAGUGGCUGGAGCGGGUCUCUGGGGGUGACACUGGAUGCUAAGCAGCCUUUGAACCUUAGCGACUGAACUCAACACCUUGAAAUAAAAUCUUCCCCUGUGGUUAGUCAUCCCCUGGAGCUUUUCUUUGCAUUCAUGGUGGGAUGGCAAGGUUUUUCCAAAUUCUGGUGUCAAAGAGAAGCUGGAAGUGUCCUACAAGUGCUGUGUCUCUCCUUGUUCCUUCCUGGGGAAGAGGUUGUGUGGAGACAGUGACUUCCAGCUGCGCUGUCUCUGUAGGAUCUUGGUGACUUUUAGAUAGGGUGGUGUUAACAGAAAGAAAAGACCCUGCUGUGUGUACAGCCCUGUGCUCUAGAAGACCAAGGUGCCAGGGUGGCUGAGGACCAUGGAUUAGACCCCCCCAGGUGUGUGCUUAUUGCUUUCUUAUACAAGCUUGCUUUUGCUGGGCUGGAGGCUUCAAAACCCCUGCAGGUCUGCUUGAUUUUGCAUAUGUAGUGCCAUCACUACAUACACAGUGAAAAUCGUCACUGCAUUUCCUGAUUCUAGCUGGGGUUGUGCUUGCCAAGUAAAAAUGUUCACACAAACAGAAAUUACAAACCCAUCUCUCGUGAAUUUGACUAAAUCAUCUUGGAGGAAGUAGCAAAUUAUAGCUUCAUUUCCACAUGUUGCACAAUCUUUCAAACCGUGUAAAUUUCACACUGCGAAAUCAUUUUCUAGAGGCACUUAAUAUUGUAUCAGAGUUAGUUUUAAUAAAUGAAUAUUUUGAGAUACAAUUAUAAAUCAACAUCCUUAAAAUGUUAUCUGCUAAGUAGUUACGGUGUCAGAAAGUAGGUGAUUCCAGUAAGAUUCUUGUUAAGGACAUUUAGUUUGAGACAUGCAUUUGAAGCAUAUAUUACCAAUAACAUGAACAUCUGUGACCUGUGAAAUCAGUCUUAGACCUGCUGCAGCACAAGGCUGUGGCCUGCACCCUCCUGGCCUUAUCGUAGCUCUGUCGAUGAGGCGUUGGCUACAGACUCGCCCCUGUCGUAUUGCCUUUGCUCCAUCAGCUUUGUCUCCUCACAUGUGUAGGUGAUGAACAUAUGUGUAAAUACAUGUAUACAAAUAAGAUGCCGCCCCACAAUGUCCCGUGUAUGAUAAUCAGCUUGCAGCUUCUGCAUUUUUAUGCUGUUUCCAGCUAAGAAAAAUGCAGGAUUCCGCUCCAUAAUGUGAAAAAGGUUGUGCUCUUUAAAUGGCUAGUUGUGAAAUCUCUGCUGUGUGUUUAUGGAAAUGACUAAGACUAAAUGUAUAUACAGUAUGUAAGGCUAUGCUGUUAAAUGUUGCUUAAACUUAGAUUGUGUAGUCUAAAAUAUUUAACUUGUUACUGCAAAAUGUGAUUUGUCAUUGAGAGAUUAUUUUUCUGUAUGUAUAUGAGAGUAUUUUAGGAAUCUAAUUUAAGUACAUAAAAUUAUAGAAAAAAUUUAAACCUAUUCCAGUGGUAGAAAAAGCUUAAUCCGAUGAACUGGGUUCAACCUGAUUAAAUUUCUUAUAUUUAAAAAAAAUACAGGUUGUACAUGCUUCGAGAUUCAAAGGAGUUAGGUUUGGAUCCUGCAGGGAAUAUGAUGGAUUUCAAUUUUAGGAAAUGGGUAGUGAUGCAUUGAAAUGAAAAGUAUCCUUUAGCCAUGACCAAUAGAAGACCUCUGCAUUGCUUAAAAUUGCAUAAAAUUGAUUUGUACAGGCAGUGUAUUAGGCCUGGGAGUCUGCCUUCCAUGAAGCCUAUGUGCCACAAACGCUUCCUUGGAUGUAAGCGGAUUAGUCAGGAAUCUGGGGUGACCAGCUGUCCCACUAGAAUUUAGGCACUUUCAGGGAGGCCUCGCCCUAGAUUGCAGCCAGCCCUUCCCACUCCUGACAGACUCAGCACCUCCCUUUCUCCUUUAGUGUUUGCAUUUUCCGUGGGGUAUAUGUACCAGGGUACACCUUAGCCUGCUCUAAUGAUUGCACAGCCAGGUGGGAGGCCCAGUUUGGGAUUUCUGGGCUAAGGCAAAACAGCUGGAACAGAGGAACUUCAUGAAUGCCUGAACCCACUUCUCUGAUGGAGCGAGCGCUCCCACCCCCCUCCCAGUAUCUUUUCCAGAAAGGUAUCAGCCCUGCAGGUGACCCAGGGAGUUACAUGAAGCUCUGUGUCUAAACCUGAGAGAUGCGUUCAGAUGUGGUUACAGGAGGUCCAGACCUGAGUCCCCAUUUAACGACCAGAGAUGCUGUGCUGAGAAGGCAUGGUGCUUCAGGGCCACUGAAUGUUGAUCACUGUUGAAAGUGGAGGACCAGUGAUCUGGAAAGACUUACAGAGAAUAUGAGCAUUAGGUUUCCCACAUUUCCUCUUAAUGCAACUAAUGCUGCCAAUGAACACAUUUUUGUUUUUUGUUUGAGACAGCAUCUCACUAUGCAGUUCAGGCUGGUCUUGAACUCACAGUGAUCCUCCUGCCUUGGCCUCCCAAGUGCUGGGAUGACAGGUGUGCACCACCAUAUAGGCUCAAGUCUUAUUCAUAGACCGAACACUGGUGAGCACUGGAGUCCAAGUAGGACUCAGGAAGCUUCUUGGAAUGUGUUAGGUGUAUGAAUCACCUGGAAGUCACCUCGAACUGUCCACAGGAUCUAUAACCACCUUUAUUCCCAAAGAUGGAGCCAUUUAGAGAUUUCUUUUUUCAAGGAGAGCCUGGGAAGGCCACUUCCGGCCAGUGAACAGAACUAGGCAAGCUCUGAUCCCCGUCCCCCAGAUAGGCCCUGAUGCUUCUCCCCCAGAACGAUGGCCUCUUGGUGGGUGGUCAGUAGGGCCAUGGAUGGGGUGAGUCAGCCAGUCCACAAUCUCCUGGGCCCCUUGGUUCUGAGCCCGUGGAUGAAAGCCUGAGCGGUAGCCACGCCCAGUGGUGCUGCAGAGCCCUCCGUUAGCCUUUGCUUGUUUGUAGAAUGUAAUCAGCUGCCACAUGCAGACUUGGACUUGCGGUGGUGAGGGGGCGGUAGUGCUAGAGGCAGGUUGUGCCCCUUGGUGCUCCCAGCGGUCAGACCAGGCCACCCUGGUGGAUGUCCUGUUGAUUGUAAUAUACUUCUGUUGCCAAAUAACGGUACUAUUUAAUUUUCCAUCAAAGGGACUAUAUUGUCUGCUAUGUAAUGUUAAUGGAGUUCUAAAAAUAACUAGACUUUAUUAUAAAUGGUAGAAUUACGUAUUUGUCUAAGAUUUGAUGAAGCAGGGCCGAGAAUGUUUGUUUUGUUUUGUUUAAAAGAAGCUGAGGUUGUUUUGCUGUUUGAGUGUCCCUCUGGCACCUUAUUAUGUGUGAAAUGUUAAAUUCCAUCUCAGAUUAUGGUAACUGAGGGGUUUCUAUUUUUUUUUCAAACCAGUAACACCACCAGUAAAAAUGGCUGUUCCUGUGCAUUUUGAACCUCAAAAGAACAAUCUCUUCAAAACAAUUCCUUGGUCAUUUUGACCUGUAUGGUUUAAAUUCACAUAGUUCAUGAAUAAAAUGAGAAAAGACAA